GAAUUUAGAACUUAGAGUUGGUAAACCUUUUAUGGAAAACCGGCAGGAGGUUUCUUGUCAUUUAAACCUUCCAUUCUAAAGAGCUUAUUACUGGAUGGGGUGCAUAUAAUCAUGAAUCACACUUCUCCCUUGUUAAUUAUCGAAUAUGUAAUAUUAACCUUGUGGUUUUAGUUCACCCUCUUGAUUUAUAUUCUCUGUGUUGAUCCUCAUAACAUAAAAUUUUCAUGAUCCUGUUCAGAUAAAAACAAAUAAGGUCAGCACAUGCUGUUGCAUAUUGUUGAACCGCACACUGGUAAGAAAACUUCAGUUGCUUGACAUGGUUGACAUAACAGUUUGUGUUCUUGAAGUUUAAGAAUAAAUUUCUUGAAAAUAGGUGCUAUUUUGAAUUUUGAUAGGUUUAUAAUUUUCAAGGCCAAAGAAAAAGUUAAUGCAACUGGAAGCCGCAGAGAGAGCCAACUGCAACAAUAGGUGAAGCUAGUAAUUAACAAAAUCAGCUAUUACGGAAAAAAGCAUGCAACCGAUUUAAGAUAUGCUGAUGAGAAAUGCUAACAGCUAGUGUGCAUUUGCUUUUAGGUUAACUAGUUAUAUUAAUGUUUUUGACGUGCUAUACCCCAUAACCUACAAGUUACAUGCAACAUGUUAUGCUUGUUAGGCAGGAUAAAAAUAGAAAAAGAAAAUCUAUUGAUAUAUACACACCCAGCAAUAGUUAUUUCCACAUUAAAUGACUUAAGUUACAAAUGAGUUACCUGGUCUUAUUUUGUGAAUUUCAGGUUAUACCUCCACUAUGGUGCAAGUUAGAUAGGCUGUGGUUUCCACAUCCUGGAGUUCUAGAGGGUUCAAUUACCAGACAACCUUUCCUGUGCCCUUUAGACCAUGUGUUUGAGGUAUGUUGAAGCUGAUUGUAAUAGCUACUAGUUCAUUUGCUACUUUCUGCUGGUUAUAAUGGUUUGCAUCUUGAUGUAUGCUUCUGUAAUUUUGGGAGUAACUGGUAAAAAACUAUCACAGCUGCUGAAGUUUUUUCAAUUCACCAUGGUUAGAGCUUUGAAAUCCUGGAAUGCCUGGUUUGAUGGGAGUCUAAUUUUCAGUCAUAAGGAAUUAGUUGGCUCUUACUCUUGUCUCAAUGCUAUCUGUGGUGAAUUUCUCAUUCAUGCUAGCUAUUUCGUGAGGCUAGUUUAUUUGUGGAUGGACAGAUUAGAAUUCCAAGGUUUGGGGCCUACCUUGGUGAGCAAUGGUUUAAUUGCGUUAUCCAUCUUAGGUCCUUCUUAAUAUGCAGUUUUUAAUUUCUAUCUAUUUCAAUGGAAAAUAAUAAUAAUAACUGUGUAUUGUGAGGCUACAAUGUUUGAAGAUGUAGAGAGUUUGUUUGUGUCUAUUUGGAGUAGAUUGAUUGCCAAAGGGUGGUAUAAGUGGAUGGCAGCGAGAGUGAAAUCUUUCCCAUUUCACCGUCUACCUUAUCUGGAAGAAGCCCAAUAUCUACCUUGUGCGAGUAUAGUUCACCUAGUGGCUUCCAUCUAGUACUGGACUUAAUCCUUACUAUCUUUGCUUGUCCCUCAACAUCUUCUUCAUCACCUAUUGAGAUUUAUUAUGAGAUUUUAUAUAUUUUUUGUGGUCUGCUUAGUGCUUGCUGUGAUACCUUCAUGGAGCUCAAGGUGGUUAGGAAGGGGUCCCAUCUUUCAUUGAUGAAUGGAGAUGUUCUUUGCCUGGUGGUGUGCAGUUUAAUGUUGAACUUGUGCAUUUUUGAGAUGUCAAUAAUCAAUCUCUGCAUUCAACUAGAAAAAGGCAUCUCUGAAUUUGUUACCAAUGGAAGCUAUGCUUUCUAAUAAUUUCUAAUAUUUCCA
Molecule: messenger RNA, 1835 nt
Organism: Rubroshorea leprosula
Lineage: Eukaryota; Viridiplantae; Streptophyta; Magnoliopsida; Malvales; Dipterocarpaceae
Source: the annotation of a GenBank genome assembly